AUGCCCCUUACCCCGUACGACACCAGUGCCUGGCCCGUUAUCCACUGGAUGGCUGGAUUUGGUCCCAUAGGUGAUGCCGAGGAUGUCCCGCCUUACCCCCCUCCUCCACCUCCUCCAUCUCCUGCUCCUCCUGCCUCUCCUGCCUCUCCUGCUUCUCCUUCUUCUAGCAAGAGCACUCGCAUUCAAACUCCGACUCGGAACCGGUCAGGCCUUACUCCGGGACUUGCAGGUCUGGGUCUGGAUGAUGGCCUUCCUCUUCACCAGCAAAGGAUUGUGCGGGAACGCCGCCGCCGCCUGCCGCCACUGCGCCGCUGGGCCCCAGGGCCUUGGGCCAGGCCGAGCAACCAGCUGGGACCCGGGCAGCCUACCCGCGAGGAUGCCCUCGACCUUCCCCGCGCCUCGGAUCUGAACCUGCAGUAUGGAGUACCCAUGACACUGGGUCGAAAUGAUGACGACGUUUACCGUACCGUCGCGAUUGAGGGCAUGCCUAACAACUAUGGUGCAACCCGUAUCUUAUCUCUCAUCCGAGGAGGCGGGGUCUAUUCUUUCCAUCUCGACCCCACACCUAGGAGGUCCUGGAUGACUGCAUUGAUCGUCUUCGUCACGGAGAGCGGUGCCGACGCCUUCAUUGAGUAUUCGCGGGGCAGCCACUUCGCCCUCACCUCAGGCGGUGCCCAGGCGAUGAAGCUCGCCAAUCCCACUUAUCCCAUGCCGCUCCCUUUGCUUGAAUGCCCAAUGACAAGAUGCCUGGUGAUUCGCAACGGCCUGCACCGUAUUGCCCAGUCGAGGCUUGCCAACUGGCCCAAUGCUGGCAAUCUAAUUGCAGCUAAAACGCACACUGGGGUCUCUGGAGAGCGAGUCCUCCAGUUUUUCUCGGUGAGAGCUGCCAACUGGGUCUUCCGCCGGCUUUCCGAGUGCGAAGAGUUCAACUCGACGACCCUGGACUUUGCCCCGGAUCCUGCCGCCGCCGCCAUGUGA
Messenger RNA from Penicillium pulvis, 978 nucleotides. RefSeq lists its product as uncharacterized. Lineage: Eukaryota; Fungi; Ascomycota; Eurotiomycetes; Eurotiales; Aspergillaceae. Bases 1 to 978 code for a protein of 325 amino acids. The record is from RefSeq and is a predicted model, not a curated record. The transcript is spliced from 2 exons.